Trypanosoma cruzi is the source of this 134-nucleotide messenger RNA. RefSeq lists its product as uncharacterized. Lineage: Eukaryota; Euglenozoa; Kinetoplastea; Trypanosomatida; Trypanosomatidae. The record is from RefSeq and is a predicted model, not a curated record. The annotation marks the transcript as partial. The transcript has a single exon.
AUGUUGACAGUGUCCGGCGACUCAUCGCUGCGUUGAAGGCGACCGAAUCACCCGUUGACUCUCGAACUGUUUCAUUGUGUGUGGCGACCUUCAAAAAGUGGGCAAUCCCCUGCGAUGACUUGAAAGCGGUCUAG